Sparassis crispa is the source of this 1074-nucleotide messenger RNA. RefSeq lists its product as hypothetical. The record is from RefSeq and is a predicted model, not a curated record. NCBI's taxonomy places the organism in Eukaryota, Fungi, Basidiomycota, Agaricomycetes, Polyporales, Sparassidaceae. Gene Ontology annotation, biological process: protein autophosphorylation; peptidyl-serine phosphorylation; intracellular signal transduction. Gene Ontology annotation, molecular function: ATP binding; calmodulin binding; calcium-dependent protein serine/threonine kinase activity. The transcript is spliced from 2 exons. Gene Ontology annotation, cellular component: nucleus; cytoplasm. Bases 1 to 1074 code for a protein of 357 amino acids.
AUGUCCAACAAGUUACCAGCUGCGUCGCUGAGUCAAACCUCUUCUCCCAGAAUUUCUACUCUAGGUCCAGGCGCCAGUAGCUGUGGCGUAGAGAAUAGUGAUACCACUGUCUCCCGCAAAGCCUGGAACGACGAGGAAUUUUUUGCGAAGGUCGCGCACUUUCGCGAAGAAGCAUUGGAAAUCCACUUGAAUAAAUUUCGGGUUUGGAAGACCAUCAGCCGCAACUAUCUCCCGCUUUUCCGGCAGGACGUGCACGUAUGGUACGGUGACGCGCCAUACUACGUCCGCAUCGUCGACGUCCCUGGUGCACUCUCCGGAGACAUACUCCGUUACAAGGCUGAUCUGCCGCGGUACGACUGCCAUCUCGAGGUCGUCGGCGACACCGUUCGAGAGAUCGAUUUCAAGCCGUAUCCUCCAGAGGAGCUUGAGGAGGAAGGGAAUCCGAAUGUUCUUGAGGACGACGCGAAGGAGCUCUUCGCGACCCUCCCGCUUGUCACCUUUGACGAGGACAAGCAUUUCACUAAGCCGGCGAGGACGCGGCGCGAGAUCGAGGUUCUACAAAUGUGCAAGGGUUUGCCGCAAUUUGUACAGCUUCUGGGACGGCUCGAAGACGAUCAGCUCGUAUUUCCCAAAUAUCCACAUGACCUCCUGCUCGCUGCGAUGAGCCAUAAAUCUAUCGACGCGAUACGCAAGUGGAUGCUCGACAUCAUCGAUGGUAUCGCAUUUCUUCACGCGAGGGGCGUGACAUAUCGCGACUUCGUGCCGCGUAACUUCCUGUACGGAGCUCCCGUCGUCAUCUGCGACCUGGAGUGCCAGCUCGCAUCCCGUAUAUGCAAGGCGCCAGAGGUGUUGGCCUGGGACGAUCCUCCGGAUACCGUGUUCGCUCCCGCGAGUGACACAUAUGGGUUAGGCAUUCUCCUCCAACUGUUGUGCUACGCGAAUAAUCCUCGAAGCCCGUAUGUCCAUUGGCCUGUGCUACCGCCUUUUGACAAGAUCUAUGAGGCUUGCACGCAGACGAGGCCUGAGGACCGGCCUUCGUUGGUGCAGCUUAAGGCUUGGUUGCAGGAGCUUUAG